AAAUCACUACCAGUACGCGCGUAGAAGAACAGUAAAAGCUCCCAAACGACGAGACUCGCCAAUCGACGAGUUGAACAUGUCAAACUCGUCGUCUGUAUUAAAAACUGGCAUUCACCAAGAAAUUUCGUCUUCUUAACCAAUCUACAUUUCGCCGUAUAAAGAGAUGAAUCGCUGUUUCACUAUUGGAUUGAGUCACUGUGAGGCAUUUUCAUUUUUGUCUGUAAGAAGAUUUCAGAAGCACAUCUGUUCGUUAAUCAAUGGCGUGGUGGAGGAAUUUCGUUUCGUUCUUUUCCUUCCGCAGUUCCUCCAGUAGAUUUCAGGGUUCAGAUGCUGCAGCACAUACAAUCAAAUCCCAUGGAGCCAGGGUUGCUAAGAAUCAUUUACAUGACUGGCUGAUUCUGCUACUACUUGUUGUGAUCGAAGUGAUUUUAGUGUCUGUUCAUCCGUUUUAUCGCUAUGUGGGAAAGGAUAUGUUGACAGAUCUUAAGUUUCCUUUCAAAGAUAAUACAGUGCCUGUCUGGUCUGUACCUUUGUAUGCUGUGAUAUUGCCUAUUUUCAUAUUCUUGAUCGUCUAUAUACGACGGAGGGACGUCUAUGAUUUUCACCACGCCAUUUUAGGGCUCUUGUUUUCUGUGUUGAUCACUGCUAUUAUCACGGAUGCUAUAAAAAACGGUGUUGGUCGCCCUCGACCAAACUUCUUUUGGCGUUGUUUUCCCGAUGGAAUAGAGGCAUACGAUCGAAUGGGAAACGUGAUAUGUCACGGGAAAGAGAGCGAAAUAAGAGAAGGACACAAGAGUUUCCCGAGUGGCCAUACUUCUUGGUCCUUUGCAGGGUUGGGAUUUCUUGCACUGUACAUAUCUGGAAAAAUCCAAGCAUUUGAUGGGAGAGGACAUGUUGCAAAACUAUGCCUUGUAUUUCUCCCUUUGCUUGGUGCUGCACUUGUGGGAGUUUCUCGAGUGAAUGAUUAUUGGCACCAUUGGCAAGAUGUGUUUGCUGGAGCCAUUAUAGGAUGGGUCGUUUCUGCAUUUUGCUACCUUCAAUUCUUCCCUCCUCCCAGUAACGAUAAAGGAUGGGGUCCAUAUGCUUACUUCAUAGCACAGGAGGAGUUCUAUAGCCGCAGGGAUAAUGCUGCAGCAGCAGCAGCAGCUCAAUCUGCGGUGAUUGUUGAUGCGCCAAUUGCAGGGGGACAGCCAAGACCUUUCCAUAACCAAACCUACCAUCAAAUGGAAAUGGGGGCUGCCCAAUAACCCUUUUUCUUUCUUCUUCUCUUUGUGUAUCUUUUCUUUUUUGUAAUUUAGUCCCUUGUAUUUAAAAAUA
Molecule: messenger RNA, 1317 nt
Organism: Cucurbita maxima (winter squash)
Lineage: Eukaryota; Viridiplantae; Streptophyta; Magnoliopsida; Cucurbitales; Cucurbitaceae
Product: lipid phosphate phosphatase 2-like
Exons: 9
Coding region: 258-1247 (329 amino acids)
Biological process (GO): phospholipid metabolic process
Molecular function (GO): phosphatidate phosphatase activity
Source: RefSeq, a predicted model, not a curated record